UAUUUGAAAUGGCUGAGAGUGUUUGUGUUCUUACCAGUUAAAAAAGACACAUCUGCAAUUUUUAUCCUUGUUCCAUUUUAUAAUUUAGUUUUUUUACUAUUUGAAAAUUUACACCUAUGAUUAGUCUACUUUAAGGUCUGAACUAGCCCGUUUGGUUUUGAUGGGUUUUUUUUUUUUUGGAUGAAGUUUGAGUUUCUGCAGGUAGAUGGCACUAUUUCCAAAUGCUGUUUCCUCUUGCUCUGGCAUGUCACGCUGGCCAGAAAGUGGGACUGGCCUGUUUACUUUGUUACAGUCACAUAACGCAGUCUAAAGCUGUGCAGACAGGAUCUUUAGUUCCUGAAGAGAUGUCGUCCCAAGUCAGACUGAGGCUGCUGCCGAGGGCCAGAUGUUUGUUCGACGAGCCCGUUCAGGUGAAGGUGGCCGGGCUGAGGUCGAGGCAGGUGGUCACCCUGAGAGCCGGAUCAACAGAUGAGAAGGGAGUGCUGUUCAGAUCCUCGGCCACCUACAGGGCUGAUGAGACCGGGGCGAUCGACCUGGACAGAGACCCCUCACUCAGCGGGAGCUACGUCGGAGUUGAACCCAUGGGUCUGCUGUGGUCAAUGAAGGCAGACACUUUGCACAAAAGGUUUCAAAAAACGAAUUCACUAAACCCCCACGUGGUGAAGUUCUCUGUGCAUGAGGAGGAGAGCGAAGGAAGAAUUCUGGCAGAGGCGACUAACGAGAGGUGUCUGACCAGACAGGGGGUCAGCCGGCUCCCCGUCAAAGAGGGGAAUAUUCGUGGAGUCCUGUUCACUCCCCCGGGAGAAGGUCCGUUCCCUGCCGUGUUGGAUGUGUGCACCUUUAUGUGUGAGAAAAGAGCCAGUCUCCUGGCCAACAGAGGGUUUGUGGUUCUGGCUGUAGCGGUGUACAAUGAAGAGCCUGACAACGUCAAAAACAUCCAUCUGGACUACUUUGAAGAAGCAGUGGGUUUCUUACUAAGACAAACCAAGGUGGGCAGCAAAGGAGUUGGUGUAGUAUCUCGAUCAAAGGGAGGAGAUAUUGCUCUUUCCAUUGCUGCUUUUUUGCCGGGGGUUGAGGCCGCAGUGUGGAUUAACGGUUGCAACGGCAAUUUGGCCGUUCCUCUCUACUAUAAGAACUGCCAAAUCCUCUCACCGAUUCUGUUUGAUCAUAGCAAGGUCAUUCCCACUGAUUCGGGAGCCAGCAUAGUCAAGUAUGGUGCUAAAAAUCCCCUGGCCGAGGAGAACAAGGCCAGUCUGGUCCCCAUUGAACGAGCAAAGGGGCAUUUCCUCUUUGCAGCUGGAGAGGAAGACCUCCAGUGGGACAGCAAGGCUUACAUGGGCCAGAUGGUGGAUAGACUGAAGCGUCAUGGGAAGGAGAACUUUGAGAGUCUGAGUUACCCAAGAGCUGGACACUUACUGGAGCCACCUUAUGGACCCUACUGCCUCUCCAGCUUUCAUGGGGUUGUGGAUAUACCAGUCCUGUGGGGGGGUGAGCCCAGGUCCCACGCAGCAGCUGAAGUCCACCUGUGGAAGAAGAUCCAGGAGUUCUUGAGAACUCACCUGAGCUGUGAUGCUACACGGUCUAAAGCCAAGUUAUAGAUGCAAAUAGGAUGAUAGGAAAGACUUAGGAGGAGAUAAAUCCCGACAUCUUCGCUGACAAUUACAUAACUGUGGAUAAUUAUAUAUCAUGGAUUAAUGUUUUGUGAUGAAGUGAACGAUUUAGCUGAUAGAGCAUUUAAUAUUUCACACAUUAAAAGAUUACGACUGAACCUGAUGCAGGGUUUUUACAUUUAAAAGAGAUAUUGUUAAAAUAUUUUAAUGCAUUAAUAAGCACAAUCAGCCCAUGAGUCUGUGUUAUGAUUUAAAAGGAAAAUGUAAAAUACAAAUUUAAGAUGAAAAUGCCAGGUGCCAUUUAAAGAUUGCUAAAUUGUGAGACAGAAGCUGAUAAAAAUGCGAAAACAUCAAGUGGCUCUGUUGGAGAAGUGAUACAUUUUCCAACGGCAAUAACAUUUUUGGUAAAAGAGGUGUCUGAGUUUAAUGAAUAACAAAGCAUUCAAAUAAUUGAGCUUCUCUAGUGGAGAGGCUUGAAAAGGCUUACCUCCGAGGGAGCUGUUUAUAAUGGAAGUCUCAAAGUGCAGUGUGGGGUGCUUUCAGUGCCUUUUGCACGUCGUAGCGAAUUAAGCAGUUAUCUGACCGUUUGAGGAUUAGACCUACGUCUGCCCGUCAACAGAAAUGUGGUUUGAAGUCUUGACUCAGGGUGCAGCUCUGUGUUGUAUUUGUUUGUUGGUCAACUCCAGAUUAACUCUAACUAUAAAGUAGCAGUUGUUUUACUGAAUGCGGCUAGAAAGUGAUGGCCUUAUAUCUCCGUACAUGUUACUUCCCUUCCCGUCUCUGUGAACAUCCAGGCAUGUGUGGGUGUGUUUAUCUGAUUGGAUUAGGGCUGCAACUAGCAAUUAUUUUCAUGUAAUAGAUAUAUAGCAAUUUUUUUGUCACUCAAUCUGUUAGUCUACAGUGUAACGUGUCAGAAAAUUAUGAAUUGUGUGCAUAGAAAGUUUCUUUUUCAAAUUACUUUUGUCUGUUUUGUCUGACCAACAGUCCAAAAACAAAAGAUAUUCCAUUUAGAAUCAUAUACAAACAAAGAAAAGCAGCAAACCCAUGACUUAAAUGAUUAAUUGAACAAUUGAAAUAUUUAAAAUCAGAAAAGUGGUCAUUUUUCUGGCCAUUUUUCUUUUGCCCAUUCUCUGCCCCCCCCUCAAUUGUCUUUGUGUUCGGAGCCUGUCAGUCAUCGGUCUGGCCACUAGAGAGCGGUAUAAGCCUCGUUACCAAGGCCCCCACUGUGGUGCUCGGCACAGACGCGAUACCGCCGGCACCACUUUUUUUGGGGGGGGGCUUCACUGUCUGCUCUCAUUUCUCACACUGCUUUAGUUUCAUUUUGAGCACGAUAUGACUUUAAAAAAAAAAC
Xiphias gladius (swordfish) is the source of this 2961-nucleotide messenger RNA. RefSeq names its product acyl-coenzyme A thioesterase 1-like. Lineage: Eukaryota; Metazoa; Chordata; Actinopteri; Istiophoriformes; Xiphiidae. Gene Ontology annotation, molecular function: fatty acyl-CoA hydrolase activity. The coding region runs from base 222 to 1598 and encodes 458 amino acids. Gene Ontology annotation, biological process: acyl-CoA metabolic process; fatty acid metabolic process. The record is from RefSeq and is a predicted model, not a curated record. The transcript has 3 exons.